Messenger RNA from Orussus abietinus, 1966 nucleotides. It is a transcript of the gene Use1, whose product is annotated as vesicle transport protein USE1. Gene Ontology annotation, molecular function: SNAP receptor activity. Gene Ontology annotation, biological process: retrograde vesicle-mediated transport, Golgi to endoplasmic reticulum. The transcript has 6 exons. Gene Ontology annotation, cellular component: endoplasmic reticulum; SNARE complex. The record is from RefSeq and is a predicted model, not a curated record. Bases 191 to 961 code for a protein of 256 amino acids. NCBI's taxonomy places the organism in Eukaryota, Metazoa, Arthropoda, Insecta, Hymenoptera, Orussidae.
CAUAACUCUGCAUUAUCAACUUUUACCAGUCUUGAUAAGUCUCACAGUAUCAGUACUUUUUCAAAGGCAACAAAGUACGAAGCAUGGGUAUUUUUAUUUUUGAAUUGAAGAACUAAUCAUUUGAAAAACAACUGUUGUUAUUUCCAAUAUCAGUUGAUGACAUUUUAGACCAUUCAUUCAAUUGGUUUUAAUGAACGAUAAGAUGCAACAAAUGUCUAGAUUAGAAAUAAACGUUAGACGUUUAUUAUCACGUUGUGAACUUAUGGCUAAAGAUGAUCCUGAUAAAGACUGGCGAUUGGAAAAGUAUAUAUUGGCCCUGGACGGUAUGAUAAAAAAUCUUCAAACGUUACCUAACAAGCCAUCAAGGGACUUAAUGACGGAGUACAUUAGAAGAAUUGAAUUUCUAAAAGGAGUAAUUGAUACAACAAAGCUUUCAAACCCUAUCGAAAAGGUUGCGGCAGCACAAUUAUUACCCAAAAGUGUUGUUACAAUGUCAGAUAAUAUUGGUUCCAGCAUUACAACGCAAAUACAUCAAAAGACAACUGCCAGGUUCAAUAAGGAAUUACGAUCAGAAUUGUUUAAUACCGAUAAAGAAUCACCUGAUAAUGGUCUCAGGCAGCGAGUAAUCCACCAGAGUUCUCAGGAAGAAGAUUUAGAUGCUAUAAUAAAAUAUAACCGAAACAUUCAGGAAAAAAUAGCAGAAAAUAUGCUUUUAAUGACCAAUAAUAUGAAAGAGCACGCACAAACUGCAAGUGCUAUUAUCAGGAAAGACAUCACAUCAUUGGAGAAGUCCGAUAAAUUGACUGAUACCAAUGUUAACAAACUUAAAAAAGAAUCUAUAAAAUUGGAGGAGCAUACGAAGUCAACUUGGAGGUGUUGGGUGUGGGUCAUGGUUGCAUUUGUACUCAUUGUUUUCUUUAAUAUGGUACUUUUUAUGAAAGUAGCCAAGAAAAAAGUAUGAUAAAUAUGGUAAACGUUUAAUAACUAUUUAAUAUAUAUAAUGCUAAUAAGUAUUCAUUCCAUAGAAAAUUUGUAAUAUAUAGAACAAAUAUUUUGAGACUUUUUAUGCUUAACAGGAGCUGCUUAUAGAUCCCUCCAUGUGAACCCUUCCGGUGAAGUGCUGCUACCUUGCGGUUAGUAUGGGAAUUACUAGCAAUUUGAAAGGGACCACACAAAUGGCCUAAAAGAGCCAUAUUUAUCGUUUAAUAUUACUGAGAUUUUGUAUGUUCCACCUGCUUAUCCAAGGAUACGUUCAUUCUUGUUUGAUUAACACUAAAUUUUAACGUUUAUAAAAGUUUCAAAUGAAAAUCUCGUUCAAAAAUUACGCGGCUCCGCACGUCUGCCAUCUUGCGGCAAUGUUCGCACCAGAGAUUUGAAAUAAGAAAAGUAAACGUUCGGGACGCUUUCGAAUAAAACCCACUAAACUUAAAAUAGAUGUAAUUUUAUGUCUGUUUAUUCAUUAACGCGCAGCAGGCGGUUUGAAAUAGUUUCAAAACCUAGAACGUGAAAUGCAUUCUAUAUACAUGCGACUUUGAGACCUCUUACGACAAGUCGGUGAUGCAAUUGUAACCUAGAAUUACUGGUUGCCGAAUAAACGAUCGAUAAUGGGUGACAGACACCAUAUGAACAAAUAUAAACCGCAAUAAUUGUGAAAAUCGACGAACAAAACUUUGAUGCUAGGGCAUUUUGAUAUAAAUUGGGUUAAACGGCGAUAACGUAUUUAAUUUCCAUCAUUUUCAAGGAUCUUGAGUAAAUAGCUACUCUAGAUUUCUUUGGUGUUUCGGUAUUGAUUGACUAAAUUUCUGUCAGUCGGAGAUGCGCGGAGAAAUAACUUACAAACUUAUGGACCGUUCUACAUUUUGCACGACCAGCUAUUUUGAACAUACAAUAGUAACCAACUAAUAAAUUCACGGCAAAAUAAUGAAACUGAUUUAUGAAUAUAAAUGCAUGAAUUUGCAAUAGUGAA